AGGACACCUUUUUUGGAUUCGGAAUGUGCAAACAGCCUCCAUUUAAGUUUUUCCUUCUCUCUCCUGAAUGUACGAUGGAAUAAACCACAAAGAGAGCCGAGAACGGUGGGAAAUCCAUUGCAGCGAAUAGCAGGAAACCCUCUGCUUGAACAGAAAUCUUCUCCUGGCUGUGGUGAGGAACAAGGGGUGUGUUUGGAGGUUCCACCCCACCACAAACACUCUGCCGCUCGCAGAUGGAGGCCCACCAACACUCCCCAGACACAAGCAGUGAGGAGUGCACCGUCCUGGAGGCCCCACCCAGCAAGAACUCCUGCCUGCAGCAUGCAGGAAAGGUGGCUGACCUGUACUGCUCAGCCUGUGAGUGUGCGCUGUGUGAGGACUGCUUACCGGCCCACGAGGAUCACCCCAAGGUGGUGCUCAGCCAAGCCCUGGAGCAGCGCAGGAACAGGCUGCAGGAGAGACUGGGGGCGGUCCAGAACAGACUCCCCCAGAUUUCAGAUGCUCUCUCAUUCGUCAGAGAGAUUCUCCAGCAGCUUACCAAUCAGAGAGCUUCCAUCGAAGAAGACAUCCAGUCCAGCUUUGAAGACCUGCACAAGCAGCUGGAAGUCCGGAAGAGCGUUCUACUUAUGGAGCUCGAAGUCACAUAUGGGCUCAAACAAAAGGUUCUCCAAGCUCAGAUGGACAACCUGACCCGAGGAGACGGGGACAUUACAGCCACCUGUACGCAGACGGAGGAAGCUCUGGCAGAGGAGGCGAGCGUGGCGACCCUGGAGGCGGAGCAUGAGCUGGAGGAGAGGCUGAAGGAGCUGGCUAUACUUAGAAUGCCGUGCCAGCCGGAGGAGAACGACCAGCUGGAUCUGGUGAUGGAGACGGACGGACUGAGGAAAUCCAUCCACAACUUGGGGACCAUUGUUACAACCAGCGCUGUGGCAAGUCAGAGUGAAGCCAUGGGCUCCGGCUUGGAGCAGUGCAUUGUGGGACAUCCUGCUUCAGUUACUAUAGUAACAAGAGACAAGUCGGGUGGAGCCUGCAAGACCGGCAAUGCCAUCUUAUCAGCUGAGGUGUUCACCCCCGAUGGCAGCAUUGUGGAUGGGGAGAUAGUGGACCAUAAGAACGGUACCUAUGAGUUUGUUUACACUGUGCCCAAGGAGGGCGAGUUCUCUCUGGCUCUCCGUCUGUAUGACCAGCACAUCAAAGGAAGUCCCUUCAAACUGACCAUCGCCAAGGCCUCGGAGGUAGAGGUCGAGGUGUCUCCCUCCACAACAACAGCAACUAACUCUGCAGCCCAUGCCACCCCGUCCACAGGCUCCUCAGAUGGAGCAAAGAGGCGAGGAAAGUCCCCCGGUCAGAAGAAGAAAGGUUCCAAGAGGGCCAGCAGUGCUUUGGGCACCCCACGACGAAAAACUCAGAACCCCAUCGAGGAUGAUCUCAUCUUCAAAAUAGGAACCAAAGGUAGAAAUAAAGGCGAAUUUACAAACCUUCAAGGAGUAGCUGCCUCCUCCAAUGGCAGGAUUCUGAUAGCUGACAGCAACAAUCAGUGCGUUCAGAUUUUCUCCAACGAGGGUGAGUUUAAGACUCGUUUUGGGGUACGUGGACGAUCUCCUGGCCAGUUGCAGAGACCAACGGGAGUAGCUGUGCACCCCAGUGGCGACAUCAUCAUCGCUGACUAUGAUAACAAGUGGGUCAGCAUAUUCUCCUGCGAGGGCAAGUUUAAGGCGAAACUUGGCUCUGGAAGACUCAUGGGGCCAAAAGGUGUUUCUGUGGACCAAAAUGGUCACGUGAUCGUCGUUGACAACAAGGCCUGUACAGUCUUCAUCUUCCAACUUACCGGCAAACUAAUUGCUAAGUUUGGUAGUCGGGGCAAUGGUGACAAGCAGUUUGCAGGUCCACACUUUGCGGCGGUGAACAAGAACAAUGAGAUCAUCGUUACAGACUUUCACAACCACUCUGUUAAGGUUUUUACUGCAGAGGGCGAGUUGGUGUUGAAGUUUGGUUCAAACGGGGAAGGUAAUGGCCAGUUCAACGCUCCCACUGGUGUGGCUGUGGAUAUAAAUGGGAACAUCAUCGUAGCUGAUUGGGGUAACAGUAGAAUACAGGUUUUUGAUGGUAGUGGCUCCUUCCUGUCUUACAUCAACACAUCAGCAGACCCUUUGUAUGGACCACAGGGCCUGGCGCUGACCUCCGACGGACAUGUGGUGGUCGCCGACUCUGGUAACCAUUGCUUUAAAGUCUACCGCUACCUACAAUGAUAAAGACUCAAACUGAAAUGGUGAGGAUCAAGUAGGAAAGGUGGACCAGCAGGGCAGUGGUGGGAGGGAAAAUGUACUUCUCACAAUAUUUAAUUCCAUUCAUCAAUAGCAUGAACCUGUCCUGAUGGAUUUACCGAAGAAAAGAAAUACCAAGGUAAACGUUCAGCCUGCGUCCUUCCAUUAUGUGAACUUAAGAGGAGAUGUCUAAUAUUAGUGACUGGGAUAAGGUAUAAAAGAAUGAAGCCAGCAUGAAAUAUGAGGAUGAAAUGUCAGCCCCUUCAACAAUGCAUUUCUACAGAAUGGGAGAAAUGCAAACUGCGCAACAAUGGAUUCCUAUUUUUAAAUUCAAGAUGUCUGCCUUCACCUACAGCAGUCUGGAAAAGACUGAACGAUCCAGUAUUGAAAGCGAGCAAAAUAAAUGUUUUCAAAGAGGACGAAGAGCAAUGUCCAAUGGAAACCAUUAUGUCCUAAAUCUAUGAUGAUGAGAUGGAAUUAAUGCAAACGUUGAGAUAUUUAUUUAAAUUAUUGAUAAUUUUACUUUGUUUUGCCUUGAUGUAUUUUAUGUAAAAGACAAAAGAAAUGUCCAGCGUGGUAAAAGGGGUCGAUAGUUAUUAAAUUUGUUGUUUUUCCAGGUUAAUAACGAUUUUUUUCAGGUUAUUGCUCAGAUUGUUUUAAACCAAAACGGUCAGUUUAAAGGUGAUAGCUACAGUUUUUUUUCUUUUUUUCCAGCGUUUUAAUGUCAUUACAAUGUCACAAGUACAGAGCACUGAAAUUAACUCUCUGCAUUUAACCCAUCACCAUGGGGAGCGGUGGUCUGCCAUUGUGUUGCGACCGGGGAGCAGUGUGGCAUUAGGGGUCUU
Molecule: messenger RNA, 3109 nt
Organism: Cyprinodon tularosa
Lineage: Eukaryota; Metazoa; Chordata; Actinopteri; Cyprinodontiformes; Cyprinodontidae
Gene: trim2b
Product: tripartite motif containing 2b
Exons: 13
Coding region: 234-2249 (671 amino acids)
Biological process (GO): proteasome-mediated ubiquitin-dependent protein catabolic process; protein polyubiquitination; negative regulation of translation
Molecular function (GO): zinc ion binding; translation repressor activity; protein binding
Source: RefSeq, a predicted model, not a curated record